GAGAGCAACCCGGCCAUCAUGCAGAGAUGGCAUUGAUUGUCAUGACUCGAGUCAAUCUUCGAAUCUUCGGUUGUAAAACUGCGCUGGUUCAUCCCUUUCCGUUCUGCACCAGCUGGUCCAUGAGUCGUCAUAUUUCGGCUGUUGGUUAUCUCCUUGGACACUAUGGAUGACUAGUCAAAGAUUCAAGAGCAUGGCGUGCUCGGACUCGACCGGUCAAGGAUGUCAAACACCGAGUCACGGUCCCCUUGUUAUCGGUGACGGGAAAUUACGGUCAUCAGUCCGAUGUGCGAUGAGGCACCGACUCGUGUGAUAGAUGUUUCCAUGAUACGACACGAUGGGACAGAGGUCUUCAAGCCCCAAGAAGCGUUCGGUCUGUGGGCUAUACCUUGUCACGGAGAAUGCGCUGGCCAGGUUGUCUGUCAGGCAAACUGAGCUUCAUACAUGCGACUACCAAACAACAGCCCGACCGACUAGCCGUCUCUUCACCCUCCUGGUUACCCAGAGGAUAGCGAUAUGGCCUCAUCCUGUCACAGAACUCGAUCACAGGGGGUCUUCCUACAGCCAUCGUAUCAUGAAGCUGUCAAACUUGUCGUGGAGAUACCGCCGCACCCUGGAGUACUUAAAGCCCACGUCGUACACUCCUUCUGUUCCUUUCCUCUUUCUCUUCAUCGCGAACAAGAUCAGCUCAGCAAGCAUUCUCUCGACCACUCGUCACUAUCCGCAUUAUCGCUUUCAGGGUAUCCGCCCUCAGCCCUUACACUCCUUCAUCGGCAGUCCUCUCGCCUUGGGAGACCGCCGACAACGAACCUCAACCGUGGCCUCUCCUCAUAUCGAAGAGUGGGAAGCUACUGUAGAUUUGCCCUACCCGGCCGUCAAGUGCGUUAUCACUCAAGUUACCCACGCAUCCCCUGACCAGCGCUGUUGGGCUGUCCUGGUACUUGGUGCUUUCUACGACGCCAACGACCGUAUCCUCUGGCAGACCGAGAUCUUCCUCGGGGACAAAGCCGAAGACUCUGAAGAGACCUACGAAGAUUCUUACAGUGUCAGUGAUACUGAAGAGGACCAAACAAUUUCUCAGAUCCUUAACCAGUACGAUAACGAGCACGACAACGACUUUGACGACGCUCAUAGCGAAACAGGAAGCGAAGAUUCUGACUUCGACUACCUCCGUCAGCGUGCACGAAUUCUAGCCAGAAUUAACGAGUCCGCUGCCCAACAAGAUCACUGGGCUCACAACUCGUCAUACCCUGUCCCAUCUAGACUUUGGGACCCUAUUCAACAGACUUGGGUCGACGUUUACCCACAAGGCAACUACUAAGCACAUCUAUCAAGAUGUCUUUCGUUCUCGGCGGUGGCUCCAACCCGGCAUUCGGCCGUGACCCCGGCCCGCCCCCUCCCCGCACUCCU
This is a messenger RNA of Neurospora tetraspora, 1407 nucleotides long. RefSeq lists its product as uncharacterized. The record is from RefSeq and is a predicted model, not a curated record. The transcript is spliced from 2 exons. NCBI's taxonomy places the organism in Eukaryota, Fungi, Ascomycota, Sordariomycetes, Sordariales, Sordariaceae. Bases 335 to 1318 code for a protein of 327 amino acids.